AUGCCGGUUCCUCCCAUUCAACGCCUCUACUAUUGGAGCCCUAGUCAAGGAUUCGCCACGCGGAUCACCAGCGGAUUCGGAAUCUCCUUUCGGAAACGGUGGUGUUACGGAGUGUAUCACGAUGCGUGCCGCGGCGUGGAGAACGUGUGCAUCACGCGCCGGUGUUCCGAAGUGGUCCCGCGGUCCCGCGGUACGGACCGCGGGCCCAAGAAGAAGUUACGUCGCAGCGCGACGGAGGUCCCCGAGGAACGAGUCCGAAGUCCCGAGGAGAAGACCCGCAAGACCGUAAGCCUCGUCCGACGGGAGUCUCGCUCCCUCCCGAGGAACUAUUGGAGGCGUCGCGACCGGAAGGAAGGACCCGAACGAAGUGUCAGCUCCAGCCGUUUGACCCUCCCGGAGCCUCCGAACCGACCUCUACCGGAGAUUCCCCGAGCCGAGAGUUUCCCCGGGAUCGUGAUCGGUCGGGACCGAGAGGAAGCAGCUUCCCUGUCCGACCGGGCCUUGUCCCUGGGUGCCAUCAGCGUCCGGGCGUAUUUCAGUCGACACAGCAUCGACGGAGUCGUGCGAGCUCAGAGUCUGGGGAAUCUUUCGGCUCCUUCUCCGCGGACGCCACCGCCCCCUUUACCUCCGAGGCGAAGGAAAAUGCUUCACAAUCCGAAUCCCGGCGAUCUGGUGUGGUUUGACCCCGGCGUGGGUUACGUGAUACCCGGAGAAGUGGUGGAGUAUCACCGUCCGUCGGGUGUCAUCACGGUUCAGGCUGUCAUCGGCGGCAAGCCCCAAGUUUUCACCAUGAACAACGUCAGUCACGUGCGAAGGAGGCAGGACCUCGGCCAGUAUGGCGUCGAAGACAUGAUUCAGCUCGCUGAUCUCAACGAAGCAUCGCUGGUGUGGAAUCUCAAGAUACGCUACGACAAGGAACUCAUCUACACUUACACCGGAAGCAUCUUGGUGUCGGUGAAUCCGUACAAGAUGUUCGACAUUUACGGCCUGGACAUGGUGAAGAAAUACGAGGGUCGCAUCCUCGGCACCCUUCCGCCACACUUGUUUGCGAUCGCGUCGGCGGCCUACGCCCACGUGAACAACGAAAAUUUGGAAAAUGGGGAGAAUCAGGCAGUCAUCAUCUCGGGGGAAUCCGGUGCCGGAAAGACGGAAAGCACCAAACUCAUCAUGCAGUACCUGGCGGCGGUGAACAAGAGUUCCUCGAACGUGAUCACAGAGCAGAUUCUGGAAGCCACGCCGCUCCUCGAAAGCUUCGGCAACGCGAAGACGGUCAAGAACGACAACUCAUCUCGUUUUGGCAAAUACCUUCAACUCUACUUCAACAACGGAGUGAUCAGCGGUGCGAAGACGACGGAUUAUCUGCUGGAGAAGAGCAGGAUCGUGACGCAUGCGUCCGACGAGAGGAACUAUCACGUCUUUUACGAGCUUCUCAAGGGGCUCCGACCGGAGGAGAAGGAGAAGUAUGGCCUCCAGACCCCCGAUAAAUAUUUCUACCUCAAUCAGGCACGUUGGACCUGCGAGAUCGACGGGAAGAACGACGAGGAGGACUUUCAGUCGCUUCUGGCUGCCAUGCAAGUCCUUGGACUCUCCAUGGAGGAACAAGAUACCAUCUUCCGCAUCCUGGCUUCAGUUUUGCACCUGGGGAACGUGUACUUCCACCGGCGGCAGUUGCGACACGGCCAAGAGGGAGUCGAGAUCGGAUCGGAAGCCCAGGUCAAAUGGACUUCGCAUUUACUUCAGCUGUCUGCCGAAGGCAUCGCUCGUGCCCUCACGAUCCGAAUCACUGAGGCGCGGAACGAACGGGUGUUUACGCCGCUCAACAUCGACCAGGCUUUGGAUGCCAGGGAUGCAGUUGCCAAGGCGCUUUAUUAUGCGCUCUUCUCGUGGCUCGUGAAUCGGGUGAAUCAGACCGUUUGCCGGGGAACCAAGAACCUCUCCAUAUCCAUCUUGGACAUAUUUGGAUUCGAAGUCUUCGACGAGAACAGUUUCGAGCAGCUUUGCAUCAACUACGCCAACGAGAACCUUCAGUACUACUUCAGCAAGCACGUCUUCAAGCUGGAGCAGCAAGAAUAUGCCAAGGAGAGGAUCGAUUGGCAACCCAUCUCUUUCCCCGAUAACCAACUCGUGAUUCACCUGUUGGCCAAGAAACCGGUUGGAAUCUUCCACCUGUUGGAUGACGAAUCCAACUUUCCCAAGGCGACAGACACAUCUUUCUUGGAGAAGUGUCACUAUAACCAUUCCCUGAACGAACUCUAUUCGAGGCCUCGCAUGUCCUCCAUGGAAUUUGGGAUCAAGCACUAUGCGGGGCAUGUCUGGUACUGUGUGGAUGGAUUCCUGGACAAGAAUCGCGACACUCUGCGGGUGGAUGUUGUAGAACUUCUCAUCAGCAGCAAUAUUCCCAUGGUGUCCAAGAUGUUCCGCGAGGUGCGGCAGACGACCGAAGCGUCCAAGACGACCAGUAAAGCAAACGGUCGAUUUGUAACCAUGAAGCCGAGGACUCCGACCGUUGCGGCUCGAUUCCAGGACUCCCUUGCGUCUCUGCUCGACUCCAUGUCCAAGUGCAAUCCCUGGUUUGUCCGCUGCAUCAAGCCCAACAACGAGAAAGCCCCGAUGAAAUUUGACAUGCCAGUGGUCCUGGAGCAGCUCCGGUACACUGGGAUGCUCGAGACGAUCCGGAUCCGCAAGCUCGGAUACCCUGUCCGGAUGAAAUUUGGCCAGUUUUCUGAACGUUACCGAUGUCUGAUCCCUGAGCACCUUCCCAGGGGUAUACCACCGAGAGAAAUCACCCAGCUGGUGUUGGAUCGGAUUCCUCGGGUCAGGGACAUGUGUCAGCUGGGGACUCACAAGGUGUUCUUGAAAGAGGAAAUGGAAAGGCAGCUCGAGAAGGAGAGAGCAGAUAUCCUUCACAAGGCUGCAGUAGAAAUCCAGCGUUUUGUCAAGGGAAAACUGGCUCACAAGCGGUACCUGACUCAGAGAGAGGCGGCCAUACGCAUUCAAAAGCAGUUCCGAAUGGCUAUGCACAGGCACAAGUAUCUCAAACUCCGUCGAGGAAUCGUGAGAGCUCAGGCUAACUUUCGCAUGAUCCGACAGAAGAGACGCUUCACGCACAUGAAGGACGAGAUGAAACGUCGGCUGGAAGUGGAAAAACUUGCUCGGCAGAGGACAAAGGCCCGUUCUGCCAAGGAAGAAGCAGAUCGGGUUGCCCGUGCAGUGACAGGGGUCAAUCACAUUGACAUCCCAGCUGAACUGGCUUUCAUAUUCAGCAAACUGGAUGAAUGGCAACCAGUGCACCAUGAACGGAAUAUAAUGAAGGUGAUCGGCCAUAUUCCCAAAAAGGAUGAAGCAUACCACCUGCCCAAUGACAUAGACUAUUAUGCCUUCUCCAAGUUUGCAAAUGUGUACUUCAAGGCACAUCUUUGGGGGAUGAAACGAGAACCUAUCAAGACCCCAUUUUUAUCAAAGUCCAAGGAUUCUGAUUACCAAGAGUCCUUGGCCCUCUUCAAGCUCAUUCUACGCUUCAUGAAUGACUCCAACCUCAGUGGAAAGAGGGAGAGUGUCCUUGGAGAUUACAUUGUCAACAAGGCGUUGCUCAAUGAGAAGCUGCGGGAUGAACUUCUGUGCCAGCUUUGCAAUCAGACGUGGAAGAAUGAGAAUGAAGGAAACUGUGAGAGAGGUUGGCUUUUGAUGGCCAAUGCAUUAUCAUGCUUUGCACCUUCUCACUUCCUCUUCAAAUAUAUGCUCAAGUAUGUCUCUGAUCAUGCAUAUAAUGGAUACAAGGUUCUGUGUCAGAAGAAAUUGCUUCAAAGUGCACGCUUGGAGGCUCAAUUGGCUCGAACUUAUCCUCCUUGUCUCCUGGAAUGGAGAGCCAAUCGCAAGAAAGCCAACAUGGCCCUUGAAGCUGUCUUCUCUGAUGGUGAGACCUGGUAUGGUCCAGUGGAUUCAUGGACAACAGGAGAGGAAUUUGCUGGUACACUUGUGAGACAGAAGGGCCUGAAGGAGCCAUUUGGCUGGAGUGUGAGCAUCAUGGAUGCUCACAACAUAUAUGAGCUUAAUGGCUGUGAUUAUGUCUUAGACCUCAUUUCUGAAAUGGAGAUUCCCCCUGCAUUCCCUGUCUGCAAAGGGUUUUAUCUCCUAUCCUCCAGUCGGGACCAUGGUGGUUCCCCAUUUCGCAAGGGAAGCUUUUCUUCCACUGGGAGCAGCCAUGUGGAUGACUAUGGGAUGCCAAUGUCCACUCUGCCAGAGCACAUCCCAUCUCCAUCCGAUAUCCCAACAAGGGGACCUCCUGGAAAGAGAUUCUCCAGGGAGCAUUUCCUCAAGUCACGAUCCCGAGAGCAGUUGUCACCAGGUGCUGGCCUGUCUCGCACUUCAGCUCUUAACGACAGAUACUUUGAGGAUCAGAGCAGCCGAAACCGGAGCAAGAGCCUUGAUGCCCUUGAUGCUGAGCCUGUGACAAGAGACCCAGGACUGGGUGACAGCUUGGGUCUUGCUAUGAGUCGUUUGAAUGAACGCUAUCACAGCAUGGAUCAAAUUGCACCUGAUCGAGGUCGAGAUGCCCAAUGGCAGCCACUUCCUCUCGCAAAGAGUGCACUCAAUGAAAGGUAUUUUGCUGUUGGAGAAGCUCCCAUUGACAGAGUAUCUGAAGCUGGCAGUGAAUUCAGUCGAGAUGAAAAACUUUCUCGUCGCAUGGGAUCCCGAGAUUCAUCAAAACCCAAUAGUCGGCGUCCAAGCCUGGAUGGAGGGGCUCAACUUGGUGGAAGAAGAAGAUCUCAAGAGCAGCUCCUUGGGCCUGGAAGGCCUCCUUCAGCAUCAGAGUUUUCUGCCCUGGACUUUGUUGAGAUGGUAUCCACUCGACAGGAUGAUCAGAAGGGAGAAUACAGUCGCAUAUCCUCCAGGUAUGUGAAGUCUCAGUAUGCAGGAAGGCGUUACCCACCACCAGCUGCCAGUCAUUCCAGUCGAGCUCAGAUUGAGACCCGUUAUUCUGAAAAGACUGAUACUUAUGGCAUGAGGUCUUCUGCACUCUCAGAUACUAGUGAAACCCCUUCCCUAGCUUCUCAUGUGAGACGAGUCAGAGUGCCAUCACAAGCUUCAGAUGUGGACCAAUUCUUGGACGAUUUGUUCAUGCCCGUCUUGGAUGGGAAUCUGGAUGAGUUAUCUGAUGCCCGAUCCCUUGCUGCAUCCAUCAAAGGAGGAGGCAACAAAGAAGAUGAAGAAGUUGCAAAACUUACACAGAGAGGGCCUGAGCUGGACUCAGUGGAACGGCAUUCAAUAUUACGGCAAGCCAGUGCCGAAACAAGCACAGUCGAUGAAUACCUGAUGGACCUGUUUCAGCCAAUUCUGGUAAAUCAGUCAUUGGAUCAACUGACAAAUGCACAUCUCCUUGCAUCUGCCAUCAAAGGGGGUGGCAAAGGCAUCACAGGAAUCGACUCACAGGCUGGAGGUGUGACAGGAGGCAGUGGUGGAAUGCCCUUAUCAGCUGGACCAGGGACAAUGACAUUCCAGCCAAUCUCAGGGAUGACAUCACCCCCUCCUGUCAUGAUGUCUCCCCCACCCAUGCUCAUCCCCAAUCUUGGGUCCAUCCCCCUCUACAAUCCUCAAGCGAUGGCGGGACUCACAUUUGCAGCGGGGACCCCAGGUCUUGGGCACACCCCAUUGUCACCAACUGGGCUCGCCUCUCCAGUCAUGUUUGGCUCAUCACAAGCUGGUCCUACCUCUCCCCCACUGAUGGUCACCUACCUCCCCAUUUACAAUGCUCAAGGCUUCAGCCUUCCUAAUGUCCCCCUGCUACAACCUGCAGCCUCAACUCCAUCUGGGAAUCUCAGCUCCACACAGACUGUAGACAUUGCUCAGCUACAAGCUUUCCAGCAGAAUCUCCAGAGAGCUUUCCUUCAGUCUGCACUCACUCAGAAUCUGCAGAUUCAGCAGCAGCUCCUAGCACAAAAUCAGGCAUUGCAGCAGCUCCUUCAACAGUCGGUGUCAUUCCAAGAGCAAGAGUCUCAGUCAGACAUCUGGACUGGGCAGCAGAAAGCAGCUCCCAAUGCUCAAACGCCUCAACAUGCCCCAAGAACUCCUACUUCCCAGUCAGUCCAGGUGCAACAGAGUGGAGAAGAGAAGCUGGGUUUCUCUCCUCCUGUGAAGGAUUACAGUACAUCAACACCUAUAGUGAGGAAAAAUCAGGAACUCCAAAGCCCACAGUCUGCAUUUGGGAAUGUGCUCAAUGAACUCAAGAGAAAGAGUUCUGUUGAUGGGACUCCAACUCCUCCAAAGCCUUCAGGUGUGCGCCCUGCUUUCGCUCCACCCCCUCCACCUCCACCACCACCCCCAAAUCCACCCACACCAAGAGACCCAACUGAACCCCGUCCAUUCUUUGAUCCUUAUGGAAGAGCCAAAACUGUAAGAAUUGGUAAGUGGCGGUGGCCUCCGCCCCGCUCUGACGCAGAGGAUACGACUGACUCCUUCCUUCAAUUCAAGAUACGCCAACAGCAUAAAAAAAUUCUCGGUCAAAAGGACUCUCCAAACAACAUCAACAGUAGUAUGGAAUGGGAAGAGUUUGAUCUACCAGGUGAAAAAAGCAGAGAGCACAGAGGAAUUGCACAAGACGAUCCUGAACUGCAACAGAGAAACAUUAGCAAUGGCAUUGGCAAGCUCCAAAUCAGCCAUGAAAUGAAGACAAAAUUGGAAGAGAUUCAUGGCAAUCGAAGCAACAGGUCAUCAAUGAAGUCAGAGCAAGACACAAAGGAUCGAGUUGUGAAAAAACUAGAAGAACAAAGGAAGCUUCAUCUUCAGCAGCAGCUUGGUGGAGUGCUGGACUCUCAACGGGAAGUGAUUGAGAGCCGUAUUGGCAUGCAGAAGAGGAUAGUACCAUCAAGUGAAGAGCGAAUGAGGCGACCAACUCCUCCUCAGCCACCUCUCAUCCCACUCACAGUUGAUGUUGGGUAUCCUGACCAACAGAGUGGGGGUUAUUAUGCUCAGAAUGGUCUUCCAAAUGGAGAUCACUUGCCCUCCCGCCUAAGACAAGAUUCAUCUGAGAGACUUCUCCGGGAACGAAAGGCCUCUUCCUCAACCCAAAGAUCUGAUCGUAUUGAGUUGGAGGAGUCACCUGGAUUCUUGAAUCCCAUUGAUACCACACCAGUGAUCCUUGAUGACGAUUUUGCCACACGGACACUGGAGAGCAUGAAGACAAAGCUCUACCCACCCAACAUGGCUCCACACCUAACUUACACUCGAGUACCUUGGAAGAUACACAUCCGGAAAGAGGUGUUUUCGCCAAAAGAGGUGCAGUCGAAUCCACUGGCCCUUCAUUUGAUCUUCAGUCAAGUUGUAUGGGACACUUUGAUCUCGACUCCCCCUUGCGCCCGCAUCUCUAAGGUUGAACGACUUCAGAUGAAGCAGCUUCUUGACAAUUAUGGCAUCACUCUGGCCAACAUCCAGUCUCCCUGCAAGUCCUCCAUCAAGAAGAAUAUCAUCAACACAGCCAAAGAAUGGCCCUGCUAUUUUGCCAGGCUCUUCCCUGUCACAGGGGGGCGGCAGUAUAGCGACGUACAGCUGCUUGCCGUCGCCCAUUCGGGUGUGCGGCUGGUGCAAAGGGACUUCAGGGCUCCCAAUGAUGGUCUGCGAGUGGUUGACACUUUUAUGUGGGAAGACCUGGAGGAAGUGAUAUCACCUCGAAGCUCACUUCUUCAAAUCACCCUGCGUGGUGGAUCCCGGAUCGGGUUGUACUCUCACCGGGCUGGUCAGAUAGCUCGCAUGAUCCAGGACUUCUCCGAUGAAGCCGACAGGGUGAGUGUAUAG
Molecule: messenger RNA, 7788 nt
Organism: Darwinula stevensoni
Lineage: Eukaryota; Metazoa; Arthropoda; Ostracoda; Podocopida; Darwinulidae
Source: the annotation of a GenBank genome assembly